GCCAAAGGGGGCAGCACGCUCAAAGCUCUCCUCGACAUUUCCAAAGCUCCCCUCCCAACUGUUCGAAACCAAAACUUCAUCAAACCACUUCGAUUUCAUCGAAACCCCAGACAACAGACACAAACCACAUUUAUAUACACAACUACUUCUUACAUUCUCAGACCCAAAACUUCUCUCCAUCCUAGCCACCCUCCUUUCUUUCUAACUGCGUUCUCUGUAUCACUUUGAGUUGUGUUAAAAAAAGAAAAAGUAAAAAGAUGGGAACGGCUGCAGCUCCUGGCACAUACAUUGCAACUAUUAAGCCUUGUAUUUCUUCUUCUCAUAAAAUGCAUGUCUCAAGCACGGUGAACAUCAGUACUGAGCAUAAAGAGGCAUUUUGGAGAAGGCUUGCAAGCUCCUCUCACAUCUCAUUAAGGCAGCCAUUCCUCCGGAGGAUCACUCCAGGACCUUUGAAAUUUGAAAAGUUUGUUACAAGAGCAAUUUCUGAGACAAAUGACAACAAGCCUUUGCCAGGACUGCCUAUUGAUUUGAGAGGUAAAAGGGCAUUUAUAGCUGGUGUGGCUGAUGACAAUGGAUAUGGUUGGGCAAUAGCAAAAUCUCUUGCUGCUGCUGGAGCUGAAAUUAUUGUUGGAACAUGGGUACCUGCACUCAACAUAUUUGAGAGCAGUCUAAGACGUGGGAAAUUUGAUGAAUCACGCGUAUUGCCAGAUGGUUCAUUAAUGGAGAUCACAAAAGUUUAUCCCAUGGAUGCUGUUUUUGACUGUCCUGAGGAUGUUCCUGAAGAUGUAAAAACUAAUAAACGCUAUGCUGGGUCUUCAAAUUGGACGGUUCAGGAGGUUGUUGAAUGUGUGAAAAAGGAUUUUGGCAGUAUUGACAUCCUUGUUCACUCACUUGCAAAUGGACCAGAGGUAAGCAAACCACUUUUAGAGACCUCAAGAAAUGGAUAUCUUGCUGCCCUCUCUGCAUCAAGUUACUCCUUUGUUUCUCUACUCAAAAACUUUCUUCCAAUAAUGAAUCCAGGAGGUGCUUCAAUUUCUCUAACAUACAUUGCUUCUGAAAGAAUAAUCCCUGGAUACGGUGGAGGCAUGAGUUCAGCAAAAGCUGCUUUGGAGAGUGAUACACGUGUGCUGGCUUUUGAAGCUGGAAGAAAACACAAAGUCAGAGUCAACACAAUAUCUGCAGGCCCUUUGAGGAGUCGAGCUGCUAAAGCAAUUGGAUUUAUUGAUAUGAUGAUUGAUUACUCGCUGGCUAAUGCACCCCUACAGAAAGAACUAUCAGCAGAGGAGGUGGGAAAUGCUGCCGCCUUCCUUGCAUCCCCGAUGUCUUCAGCCAUCACUGGAGCUGUUGUGUAUGUUGACAAUGGUCUAAAUGCAAUGGCAGUUGGAGUUGACAGUCCGGUAUUCGCGGACCUUGACAUUCCAAAAGAUAACUGAAGUAGAGAUUUAAGAUGAGGAAAUGUUCCGCGGAUGGUCGGGAGAUUUUUCGUUCAGCAGAAAUAAAUGUUCCUUGUGCCUAAUCAAUAUACUGAUAUCACAUUGUGGAUGAGAAAGAAAGCAUGUUUGGCGUCUCCCCUUUCAGUGAUAGGGUAGUUACAUCUUUAGUUCAAUUUCAGUUUUCUUUUCAACAUCAUAUGCAACGGGUUGAACUCUUCUCUCUAGUUUUUUCUUAAAGACAAGUGCUGAAAUUCCAUACCGCAUUGGAUUCUUAA
This is a messenger RNA of Theobroma umbraticum, 1708 nucleotides long. RefSeq names its product enoyl-[acyl-carrier-protein] reductase [NADH], chloroplastic-like. The record is from RefSeq and is a predicted model, not a curated record. Gene Ontology annotation, biological process: fatty acid biosynthetic process. NCBI's taxonomy places the organism in Eukaryota, Viridiplantae, Streptophyta, Magnoliopsida, Malvales, Malvaceae. Gene Ontology annotation, molecular function: enoyl-[acyl-carrier-protein] reductase (NADH) activity.